Molecule: messenger RNA, 2493 nt
Organism: Linderina pennispora
Lineage: Eukaryota; Fungi; Kickxellomycota; Kickxellomycetes; Kickxellales; Kickxellaceae
Product: kinesin-domain-containing protein
Exons: 4
Coding region: 330-2243 (637 amino acids)
Biological process (GO): microtubule-based movement
Molecular function (GO): ATP binding; microtubule motor activity; microtubule binding
Source: RefSeq, a predicted model, not a curated record
UAGACAACAGGAAUAAGACCUCCUGGUUCGCGGCUGGUACCGCCCAGCAAACUCAACAGUGGCCUUCGCGCACCCACACACCACUCCACCACGUCCACAAGCAACGGCACCGCAGGCCCCAGCAGGCGUAGACCAGGAAUCCAGCAGGCGGCACGGCUGCCUUCAUCUACAGGGACACGCGGUGCCAGCAACGGCCGGCCGCAACCCAGGGUGGCUGGCGGAUCAAGGCCAGCAGUUCGUCGUGGAAACGGCAACCUGAAACAGUGCUUCCUGGGAGACGGUCAGCAAGCGGAUUCACGGUAUCACCCAAGGGCGAGUCGACGGCAAAUAUGGCGCGGCGGUCGACGGCGCGUGCUCCCCAAACAUCCAGCAAGAUUGGCCGUGUUACAACCACUCGGGGCCGUGCCAGUAAUAAUGAGCCGGUCGCUGGUGGUGCCCACAAACGGCGGCGACUGGAUAUGCCUGCAAUAGGCAGCAAGAUCGCAGAUUCCGACAACACCUCGACGAUGAAAACCAAGGAGAUUGGGCCACCGCCGGUAAUGCACAAACGUGCCGAAGACGAUUACAACGGACGGCUGCAGGAUCUGGAGCAGUUCACCCAGUAUCUGAUCCGCAAGAACCGCACGACUAGCAAGAGGAAGAAGCUUCAGAAUGCGAUGCAGGUUUCGCAGCUGCAGCUCGAGAAGCAGCUGAUUGAGGCCAAGUUUGCCGAGGCAGAGAAGAAGAUCACUAGCCUUGAUGCAUCUCUGGGCGAGCGCGACCAGAGCCUGAAGGCCGAGAAGCGUAAGCUGGAGGACGAACUCGACCAGCAGCGCCGUGACUUUGCCCGUGACACCGAGCGCUUACAGGACGAGAAGCGGAAGCUUGAAAAGACCACCAGCGAGUUGCGCGAGUCGCUGGAAGACACUGAGCGCAAGUUGCAGAGCAAGCGGGAUGAGUGUGCGCGGCUCGAGGACACAAUCGCAAAGCAAGCAACCACACAGACGGACUUGGAGAGCAAUGCGCGCGCACUGCGUGCCAAGCUUGAGGCGCUAGAGACCAAACUCAGCGCACGCGAGAUGCACAUAGUGGGUCUGGAGAGCAACGUGUCUGAGCGCACAGCAACAAAGCUGCGCAAGGAGGAGACGAUGCGGCGCCAGCUGCACAACACAAUCCAGGAGCUGAAGGGAAACAUCCGCGUGUUUUGCCGCGUGCGGCCAUUGCUUGGCAGCGAGAAGGAGAUGGCUGACGACCUUCCAAUCUCGUUCCCUGUCUGCGACGACGACAACGAGCUAGAGGUAGUGCAAGGCUCGGAAAACGCUAUGGGGAAAACCACGUCCAAGACGUUCCCCUUCAAAUUUGACCGGGUGUUUUCCCCAACUGCUACCCAGGACGAGGUCUUUGACGAGGUCUCGCAGCUGAUCCAGUCAGCACUGGAUGGGUACCCGGUGUGCAUAUUUGCUUAUGGCCAGACUGGCAGCGGUAAGACGCACACGAUGCAGGGGCCGGAUGCGACGCCGUCGGAGGAGCUGGACCAGUCGGCACUAGGAAUCAUCCCGCGCGCUGUGCAGCAGAUCUAUGAGACCACCAGCAAGCUGGCCGAGCGCGGAUGGACCUAUGUGCUCGAGGGUCAGUUUGUCGAAAUCUACAACGAGACGCUGCAAGAUCUGUUGGCACCAGCAAAUCGUGCCAGCGACAGGCAGGGAAAGCUGGAGAUCCACCAGGACCCAGAGGGCCACACGCGGGUUAAAAAUGUCACAACAGUGAAGGUCGACAGCGCACGGCGUGUGCACUGGCUGCUGGCCCGGGCUGCAGAGAACCGCACUGUGGCUGCAACAAACUGCAACGAGCGGUCGUCGCGCUCGCACAGCGUGUUUUCACUGCACCUGCACGGAACCAACAAGUUAACAGGCGAGUCGUCAUCGGGCGUGCUGAAUUUAAUCGACCUGGCCGGCUCCGAACGGCUGUCGAGCUCGGGCUCGCGCGGCGAGCGGCUCAAGGAAACGCAGGCGAUCAACAAGUCGCUGUCGAGCCUGGGCGACGUCAUUUCAGCGCUGGCCAAGGGAAACAAGCACGUGCCGUACCGGAACUCGAAGCUGACGCACCUGCUGCAGGAGUCGCUGGGCAGCGGCAACUCGAAAACGCUAAUGUUUGUGUGCGUCAACCCGAGUCCGGCCAGCACGCAAGAGUCGCUAUGCUCGCUGCAGUUUGCGACCAAGGUCAACUCGUGCCAUAUCGGCACAGCUCGGCGCCAGAACGCCUGAAACUCUGAACAAAAAACUCCCCCGCUCUCUAGUACGGUCUAUAUUAGCGCAGUGUGUCAUAUUUUCAUUUUUGCCUCAACUCCUCGUAUCUACCAACAACUCAUUAAACCCCUCGCGUUUCUAGCAGAUGGGGGAUGGACAUGUAAUAUGCUACUAUAACGGCGUGGCCGGCACACGCCCUGCAUCAUGGCACACGGCACACGGCGGCGGUGGCUGGCCCUGGAAGUUGCGCUCUACCUCCAUGCGCACU